Cephus cinctus (wheat stem sawfly) is the source of this 628-nucleotide messenger RNA. RefSeq lists its product as uncharacterized. Lineage: Eukaryota; Metazoa; Arthropoda; Insecta; Hymenoptera; Cephidae. The transcript is spliced from 3 exons. The coding region runs from base 118 to 600 and encodes 160 amino acids. The record is from RefSeq and is a predicted model, not a curated record.
AGCGUAAACAAGUGUAUUUUCAUCUAAUAAAUAUAAUAACAUUCAUCAUCCAUCCUCUAUCUGCAAAAGUUUGGUGUAUUCUUUCAAGAUGGAACAAGAUCGGAAUGUUAUUAGUGUAUGAAGCUUCGAGAUUUAGAUAUUUUCACGAGAUCAUUCAAAAAAGGAUGUAAUUGUUGCAGUUCCAAUGCAGCCACGCGCAAAAAGUUUGUUGCGGCCACUGGCAAAAAAAUUGUAUUGUAUAAAUAUUUUUCAACAUUCAUAGUAUGCAACAUUUGUUGUAAUACAAUGGUAAAGGAACAGUACAAAAGUGCUUUUGACUGCUAUUACAACCACCUGCUAUAUUUUCAAUAUCAAGUCAGCUUCAAUUGCAUUGCUGAACACAUACAAGAAGCAUGUUUAUUUUCCGUACGAAUUGAACCUUACUCCAAAAGGAAUAAAUAUCGGCACCCUUACAAGUUCGCUGUGAUCAUAAAAAAUGUUAGAGAAUCGAAAGGAAAAAGAUGUGUAAAAGUGAGGCAACGUCGCCACCAAUCGAGCAAGAGAUUUGUAGUUGCUGCGGAGGAUCAUUCGGGCUUCCGUCGGCAGAGUGCGCUGCAAUAAUUGUUCGGGCGCGGUGGCGUAGACUCGU